This is a messenger RNA of Perkinsus marinus ATCC 50983, 678 nucleotides long. RefSeq lists its product as hypothetical. The record is from RefSeq and is a predicted model, not a curated record. Lineage: Eukaryota; Perkinsozoa; Perkinsida; Perkinsidae. The coding region runs from base 1 to 678 and encodes 225 amino acids. The transcript has 5 exons.
AUGUCCGAUCACAACAUCGCUCCAUGGGAUACGGCUGAGGCUGUUGCCACAAUGCGAAAUACUACCAUGGUGGUCGACGAGAUCCGAGCUGACGUUAUUCUUGAGCUAUCGGAGCAGGCCCCUCUGCCUGAUGAUGGCGAUUCGGUGAUAGCUCCAAUGCCCAAGGAUGAUGAGCCAGACAUACCCCCCGAUGCUCUGAUGGAGAUUCCCUACCACGAGAUGAAGGUUAUGAUCACCACUCCGCAAUACCGAGGUGUUCCGCGUGGUGGCUUAAUCAUUUCCAACUCGGCGAAGAGGGUUGCGAGUGCCUUGUUGACUGAUCCUGAGCCAAGUCCUGUGUUCUCGUUCCGCGACAAGGUCCCGGAUCCAUCUAAGUCGGACUUCCUUCUUCUCCUCUCUUCCAUUCGACGUCGUGGUCCUGCCAUUCACAUGCUCUCUCUGGGGGAAGUGGCUGUUUUGGGCAAGGAUUUGGAGUGUAUUGCAGCCCUAGUGGACCUUCUUGAUGACGGUUAUGUAUACGCGUGUGAUUUCGGAGAGCUCCGGUUCACGACGUAUGCCAUAAUAACCUUGCUGAAAGCAAUCAGGGGAGACAACGCCAACAGCCCACCGCCUACGAAUCUGGCUUUUGUAUUUCUGGACUCUGCGAGGGAGAACGGUGGUUUCUUCAGCUCGGGUUAA